This is a messenger RNA of Papilio xuthus (Asian swallowtail), 4545 nucleotides long. It is a transcript of the gene Tab2, whose product is annotated as TAK1-associated binding protein 2. The transcript is spliced from 4 exons. Bases 501 to 2216 code for a protein of 571 amino acids. NCBI's taxonomy places the organism in Eukaryota, Metazoa, Arthropoda, Insecta, Lepidoptera, Papilionidae. The record is from RefSeq and is a predicted model, not a curated record.
AAUUUGUCUAUUGCUAAAAUGGAAGAAUAGAAUUGACAAGUAUGCGAUUUUCGUAAUUUAUUUUUGGAUACAUAAAUGUUUAAUGCCUUUGUAGUGAAAAAGCGUGUUCCCCUAUGGGGCACAAAAGGAAGAAUACCAUAAUCGUGAAGAAUAGUUUAAAAAGUCUCUUAUAGUGUGUUACAACGGAUUGAAAAAUAGUUUCGAAUGAUGAUAACAAAAGAUAUAAAAAUUCAGUCUUGUCUCGUUAUGUUUUAUUUUUCGAUUCAUGUGUGCAGUUAGGAUUAACAAGUCAUGAACGUUUGUAGAGACAUUAACUAGAGUAUGUAUACGUAACUACGAGAAAGUGAUUUUAAGGACUGUGACGUCACAAGCGAAAGACAAUAAAUUACACCACACGUACAAUGUUUUUUGGUUUUUGCCGGUGAUCAGAAGUGUAUAGCGAUCCGUGGUGAGGGCAGAGUUCGCGGCGGAGAGGUCGGCCCCCGCGAGGAUGGGCGGCGAUGUCUGCCCCCUCCGGAAACGCUGCGAGCCCCUCACCGUGUGCAUGUACUAAUAUAUCGCUUAUGCAAUUAUUCCACGAACUAAAGCAAAAGUUUCCUGGUGUCCCCGAUCAUGUGGUGUCUAGUACUAUCGAGCUGUAUUGCCAUGACAAGCAAGCCUGCGAGACACAUCUCCACCGGGAAGUCAAGGCCUCCCUAACUCACGCUUACCAUGCAUCCUCGUCGGCCGCCGCCCGACAGCUCAACGAGCUCAAAGUUAAUGUACCAGUAAAGUGUCGCAACCAGCCCAUUGUCAAGCAUGAGGUGGUGAGAACAUCGGCUGUAAAAUCUGUAACUUGCCAAGGCCCACAAAAAGCUGUUAUAAGCUGCAAUUCAGCAGCUGAAGAAAACGAAAAGAAAGUAAACACAGAUGCUAAUCAAAAUGUUGUUGAAACUUCCAAUGAUAAUGAGACUAGUAAAUGUCCAUCACCCAUCACAAUUAUAAAUAUUGACAAUUGUUUUGCAAAGUAUAGUGCUGAGUCACCAAGUGAUCCUGAGUUGACAAAUGACAACAAAAAAGAAGUAAAUCGAAAUCACGGAAAAGAAGAAUUGAGUAUACAAAAAAUAAGUUCUGACACAACUCAAUCAGAGAGCACUAAUUACAAAAUUUUGAAGAGUAACAAAAUCAAGUGCAAUUUAAAUGAAAGAUUAGAAAAAGGUAAGGAGAAGAAGACUAUCAAAAAGGAACCGCAAACUAUUGAACCUGCAGAAGAAAAACCCAAAAGACCCAAUACACUUGAUUUUAUCAAACACAAUCCAGAUAUUGCAUUUAAAGAAACAUUAAAACAAGACAAUCCAGAGCCAUGUAGAUCAGUGUCGCCUGCUGUCUCAACACAUAAAGACAAUCAAAAGGACAAAGAGAAGCCUAACACAUAUAGACGGGAAUGUGGGUACCCGCUAAAUUUGUCUGUUAAUGUAAAUUGUCAUAUGGACUUGAGUCGAUCAUAUGUUGAUCCUUGGAUGGAAGAUUACGAAAGUCCUAGAGCUAUUACUUCGGUUAACUUAACAGUUUGUACACCAACUUCGAACAUGGCUAGUCCAGUUAGGGAGACAAGAGAUGAUGAGGGUGGCUUUGAGGGCCAUGUAACAGUAACUGUGAGCCCAAGCACAACAAGGCCUCCGCGACGUCGCGCGCCGCCGCCCCCGCCUCCCACUCAGCCUCCUCCGACAAGACUGGAGUCCCCAAGACCUUCAAGAACUGCCCCAGAACCACCUGCGGGGUCUAAUCAUGGCACUAUUGAUCGUUCACUAAUAGAGAGACAGAAAGAGCGCUUGUCGAGGCUUGCUACAGCAUUAGCUCAAGAGAAAAGCAGAGUGGCGCAGUUGAGCCGUGAAACACAGAUAUUAGCGGCGCCCCCACCCUCACCAACUGCUACACAGAGGCUCAAAAACUAUGUUGAACGACUACGCGAUGAAUGUAACACAUUGUCUAAGAGAUUAGAAAUGGCCAACAAUGAGCCAGAUGAUUCAGACAGCUUCUAUAGAAAUAUCUACACAGGACAGCGGCCGAGUGCUAUGUGGCAAUGCCACAUGUGCACCUUCCGCAACCAUGAGCUGCUCACCAAGUGCGAGGAGUGCGAGAUGCCGCGCAUACUCGUAGUUCGAGCUCCUGAUGGAAUAACAGUUCGUCUAAUGCCAGGUCGACGAAGUAAGUAUGUCGACAUAGAUUAUACAUGAAAAAGAGAAAGGAAAAAUUAAAAAAAAAUUGUUAAGCAAUUGGCACAUUUCAAUGAGAUUUUUCAUUUUCAGAAAUAGUGCGAUCGUGGGUAUUAUGAGACGCGAUGGAAAUCAUUAUUUUUAAGUAAAACUGACUAUCUUAAGUGCAGUAGAUGGUAAUGUUUUUUAAUCUGUGAUAUUCGCAUUUGGUUGUCUAUGAAAAUGGAAGUCUGAUUCGAUGUUAAAAAGAAUGUUCUAAUUUAACACAUUCCAAACGGGUUUGAAGUGGGACUGUUUUAUAAGUAAGAAUUAAUAUAGAGAAUGUAUAGAUAAAUGGGCAUUUGUAUUAAAAUGGCAUUAUUAUCUAUUACCGGUGUGGUUUAUAGAGUAAUUGCAAUGAAUCAGUUCACGCUUUCCCGUAGUAAAAGAUAAAAAAGUUAAAAUUUUGUUACUUUUUUUCCCUUAUCUUUCCUAUACUCAUUGAGUGCUCUGUUGUACCAAAUGCGAAUAACUCCCUGUUAUUUACAUUUUAACACUGCUGCACUUAAGGUGGAUAGGAAAUUAAUUUAAUUCAAAUAUAUGUUUUGUAGCGAAUAUUUCUUUUUAAUUAGUAAUCAAACAGAAUUUAUGUUAUUCAGGAGUACGUUAAUGUUCAUUGAUAACUAUAAACAGGGUUUGUAAUGAAUUUACAGGAAAAAUAUAUCAUUUACGUAAAAAAAUUAUAUAGAAAAUAUUCCGGGAAUCAUAUGGAAAAUUAUUCAUCAAUCUAAUUUUAACAGAUUUAAUUUUUUAAAUUCUGGCCAGUACAAUUUUCUUCAAAUUAUCAUUCAAAAGCUAUUUCUUAUUCUAAAAAACAAAAUAUCAAAUUUAUUGUUAAUCGCAAUUAGCUUCAGCUUAAAUUAUGCCAAACCAAGAUAUUUUACCAUAGAACAAAAGGCGCGCGAAAAUACAAUUCCGAAAAAAAAACUGGUAAUUAUUCAUACUUUCAUAUUUUAACGCUAACAGCCAAAUUAAUCAAUUUUUAUUGAAAAAAAAUAUUAUUGUCCUUUCCCAGUAUUAAAAAAUAGUACAGUCAUUUUUUCUCACCUUCUAUAUAAAGCUAAAUCUUAAAUUCAGAAAAUUCAAAUCGUUCAGUAUUUCAAAAAUUAUUUUUUGCAAACUUUUUAAGGUUCUUCAUAAUUAGUCAUGCCAAACUCAACCAUAUUUGUCAACCCUAAAAAUCCUACCAGUAACGAAGUAGACUCAAUUUUGAGAAUAGGAAAAAUCAUAUAAGUGGCAUACUAAGAAAUGUUGCCACUUUGUAUGUUUUUUUUUAAUAUUUCAAUAUCAAUUUAUCCCAAUCCCAAGUGACUACAGCAUUAUAUUUUUAAUCACUGUCAUAAUUUUGCAAAGAUCCAAAGUUGAAUGAAUCCAUUCUUGCCAUUGAAAAUUUAUAAAAUUAAAUCCUCUUUGCUUUAUAAAAGAUAAUUAAAAGCAAUUUAUUUAUAGUAUUUUACUUGUUACAACAACGCUGCUUAACCUUUUCUAAAAUGAAGCGAAUAAAUAAAUCAAUUUUAUAUUUACAAUAAAGUAAAUAAAUCAGCAUUAGUGAUUCAUUAUAAGCAUUAAAUUACAGAAAUAAGUCAGUCAACUACUAAUUUCUGUAACUAAAAACCAUUCUAUACUAACCUCACGGCUAUGGCUACAUAGAGGUUAGAAGCAGCUAUUUUUUUAGUCAACUUCAAAAAGGAGGUUAUCAAUUCGAUUUUUUUUUGUAAUAUUGCUAUAAAUUGCAUAUAAACAGACACUGUGAUUUCUAGUCGAUGCUAUGAAUUUCUAAUCUUGUAUGUUAUAAGAAAUAAGCAUUUCUCUUUGUGUAAACAAUUCAUGCUCACUGUAUAUAUGAGUAGGUAUUUGUGUAAGAUUUUUAUAUAUCUAAUCAAAUUUAACGUGUACAUCUGUGCAAGGAAAAUUUUUUCACACAAAUGUUGAAAUUCAGUCAUGUGUAUAAAUUUCAGAUGGCCACUGGGUUGCCAUAUAUUAAAAAAAAUCUGAAAAAACUAAAAUCAUACGUUUUAUGUGUAUGUUUCAGAAGUUUGUACUGUUUGAAUGUACAAUAUUAACACAUGUAACCCAGAGUAGACAUUGUACAAUUUAUUAUCAAAAAGGUUGAUAAAAUGAAAUGAAAUUUUACUAUAUAAAAAAUCAGAUUAAGAAAGUACCAUUGAUACAGUUAAUGUGACACGGAACAGCGGGACUUUCAAUCACAAGCCCAUUAUGAAUGCUUAAAUGGAAGUCCUGGCACAAAUAUUAGUAUAUACCAUUUUUGUUUAAGCAAUAAAUCAUUUUUCAUUUUUUUCAAAAAAUAUUU